AUGUCUCCUUCAGCUGUAUGUGAGGCCUCGCCCGAGAGCCAAGGUUCGGUGAACGGCCAUAAUCAUGACGGCUUUGCGGCUGUCAAGUCUAGCAAUGGCACCGUCUCGCUUGCAGAAAGUCUCGCGGGGCUCCAGACAGAGCAGAAAAACUCGAAAACAACAAAUAUUGAUUCCAUGAGUUCACUAGAACUAUGUCGCGUUAUCAACGAAGAGGAUGCCUCGGUCGCACAAGCAGUUCAGACCUGUCUUCCACAGAUUGCCGAUGCUAUCGAUAUUAUCGUGCCUCGUCUGUUGAGUGGCGGACGAGUCAUCUACACCGGAGCAGGAACAAGUGGGAGGUUAGGCGUUCUUGAUGCCUCAGAAAUUCCCCCUACGUUCUCGGCCCCUCCUGGACAGUUCGUCGGUCUGAUUGCUGGGGGAGACUACGCGAUCCGAAACGCUGUCGAAGGCGCCGAAGACUCGGAGGAGUUGGGAGCAACAGACCUCGCAGAACUUACGCCGCCGCUCAGCAAGAAUGACACUCUGGUGGGGAUCGCCUCUUCAGGGAGAACUCCCUAUGUACUGGGUGGCUUGAAGUACGCCAGCUCCAUCGGAGCUGCCACGGUCGGGCUGGCGUGCGUCAAGCCCAGCUCACUCGGGUCCCUCUGCGAUGUUCUGAUUGAGUGCGUCACUGGGCCCGAGGUUGUGACGGGCAGCACUCGACUCAAAGCAGGCACUGCGACGAAAAUGGUGCGUAUUCUCUGCCCUGUCUUUCCUGUCUUCUUUUUGUCCCACCAGCUCAUCAUGACUUACCAGAUUCUAAACAUGAUCUCAACCGGUUCGCAAAUCCGCACAGGAAAGACAUUUGGAAACUUGAUGGUCGACUUGAAAAUGUCGAACGAGAAGCUGCAGAACCGGGCUCGCCGAGUCGCCCGGAUGGUAGUCCCUCCAUCAUCGGCCCUGGAUAUCGAGAGUGAAGAGGUACUGGAUGCUGUCCUCGCCGAUUGCGAUGGUCAGGUCAAGCUCAGUAUUCUCGUAGCUACCCUAGGCUGCUCGCCAGCCGAGGGACGGGCCAAGCUGGCGGCUGCCUCAGGGUCGUUAAGACAAGCGCUGCAGGGAAAUGUAACUGACUGA
This is a messenger RNA of Fusarium keratoplasticum, 1113 nucleotides long. Its product is annotated as SIS domain-containing protein. Lineage: Eukaryota; Fungi; Ascomycota; Sordariomycetes; Hypocreales; Nectriaceae. The record is from RefSeq and is a predicted model, not a curated record. Gene Ontology annotation, molecular function: carbohydrate derivative binding; ether hydrolase activity; carbon-oxygen lyase activity. The coding region runs from base 1 to 1113 and encodes 370 amino acids. The transcript has 5 exons. Gene Ontology annotation, biological process: peptidoglycan turnover; amino sugar catabolic process.